Phoenix dactylifera (date palm) is the source of this 2408-nucleotide messenger RNA. RefSeq lists its product as uncharacterized. Lineage: Eukaryota; Viridiplantae; Streptophyta; Magnoliopsida; Arecales; Arecaceae. The record is from RefSeq and is a predicted model, not a curated record.
CCAGUGGCCACACCCUAGUAACCAAAUAUUCUGGUUUCAAUUCUUGGAUUGUGUAUCCCCGAAAAUGUUAUAUUUGGGUUAUUAUAUUGCAGGUUUCCCCAGAAAUGCUCCAUCCCUCUCUAAGAAAAAAUAUUGAAUACAUGGAUACAUGUCAAAUACUUGAUAUUACAGGCAUGAUAGGCGUCUCCCGGUAUAUGCUUAUCAUAGUGUUGCAGGUUUCAAAACUGGCGUCAUUAGCAAUUGUGGAUCAACAUAGAAAACCUUGUUAACUAUCAAAAUUUCCCAUGUAGGGUCAAAGUAAAUCUAUGGGAGAUUAAUCUGUUGUUUGCCUGUAACUUCUCUUAGCUCACUUUUUCCUGGUGGAUGAUUUACUUUGUUUCUGAUUUAAAGCCUCCAAAUAGGAUCUGACUUGGAGAAACAUGUAUUUGGAUGAGAAGGAUGUUACAAUUCUCUAAAGAUUCAUGAGGGCAUAAGAAAUAAUAAGACCACCUUGUUCAUAUUUUGGAUGCUGGCAAUUCUUUCAUGUGAUGAGAAAUUGUCAUUUAGCUAGCAGCGCAUGGCAUAUCAUGCCAUGUCAGUUGUGGAGUAUUUUGUCGCGAGUCUUGGAAACAUGGAUCUUGCUCUGCAUCAGGUGAGCUAGAGGCCAGAUUUCUUGAAUUCGAGUGUCCGAAGUGUCGACGCUUUGGCGUGCUGUAUCAAAUAUGGUCUGCAACUCUCUCAUGUAUUGUUUUUUGGGUAAGCUCAAAUUGUUAAAAAUCCUAGGAGAGAAGGUAUGCACGUCUGAGGGAAGUGGGGAAAAAGGAUCAGCCACAUGAACUGGCGAGCGUACGUACAUUCUUAAAAGUCUUCUUUUAGGGCAAAAAUAAUAAUAAUAAUAAUACAAUCACCAUACGAGCAUUAUAAUCAAAGCUUGGUUGCAUGAUGGGUUAGUACAAUCAGCAAGAUCAUAGUAUUACAAGCUGGGCUAGGUUUAUAUUCAUAAAUAUUCAGAAAUAACUUUGGUGAAGGUCGGUCUGAAUUUUACAGGAAGAAAAAAAAAAUAUCAGUCCGUAAUCUUAUGAUAUUGUAAUCUUAUGAUCUUAUUGGCUAUAUUGGUCCAACUCACAAAUUCAAUAGAAUUUUUAGCCCAAUCAUCUAGACAGGAUUUUAGAUUUUAGAGAGAUUUUUAACAAAGGGAUUGUAGCGAGUACGGUCCAACCGGUCACUCGUGAGAGACUUCUUAAAUUUCUCAUGUAAAGCAUCCAAGUUUAGAUCUACAUCAGUCGAUAUUUAUGUGGAAUGGAUGGACGCUAAUCGUUGAUUAUACCAAUGCGUAGCUUCAUUAUCGUCAUUGAGCUAUUGUCGCUUAAAUAAUUCAGUGCAAGUGUACCAAAAAAUUCAAUGCUAGCCAUUCGCUGAAAAGUUUUUAAGAAGAAUCCCAAAAAGCUGGUAGAAAGCUAAACCUUUUGACUCCCGUCAACCACUGUGACCUACUUUGUUCUUUUGCCUUGGACUGAUGUCAAAAAUUAGAAGAGCCCUAGUCCAAGAACCCUUCCUUUUUCUUUCUUUUUUUGGCACCUUAGCCCAGGCCUUAUCAUCAUGCAUUACAAAAUAUGUUUGGAAUCUAUUCUCAACUUGUACACCAGGCGACGAAAUCACAAGUUUAUUUCUUCUUUCUCAACUUAUACAUAAGAAGACUUCAAGCUUCUCACUUCUUUCUCCAUCUGUGUUCUAUGUAAGGAUUCCCUCCAGACUUCAUCCUCGUAGUUCUUAUUACAAGAAGCAUAGAAGGACCUUUGCAAACUGCCCCUGCAUCUCCUGCUGCUGCUGCUACCAACACUCCUUGCUUCUCCUCUUUCAACUUCUAGUAAUCUUCAAUGGCCGCAAGUUCAAACCAAGAGGCCAUGCAAGUUGAGGCCACCAGCCCCACAAUCCUAGUAGAGAAGAACCCACCACAGUCGCGCUUACUGAAACUGGGCAUCAACUCAUGGCCCAAGUGGGGUUGCCCUCCAGGAAAGUUCCAUCUCAAGUUUGAUGCAGAAGAAAUUUGCUACCUCCUAAAAGGAAAGGUUAAAGCUUAUAUUAAGGGAUCUUCCGAAUGUGUGGAUUUUGGCUCUGGAGAUCUUGUAGUAAUCCCCAAGGGAGUCAGUUGCACGUGGCAUGUAUUGGCAGCAAUCGAUAAGCACUACAAAUUCGAAUCCACUUCCUAGGAAAGUGGUCUUCUUCUCUCUGUUUGAUGUGGGUUCCCUAAAUCUAAAUCUAACCUCCUGGCUUUAGUUAUUAUGAUACUUCAAUUUCGAAGUGGUCUUAUUUAUUCCUCUAGACGAGCUUCGGUACUCCUUCCACCAUCACCUUGUGGGUCUGAGGAGGCUUUUACCCACAAAAUUUUGUAACAUGAAAGAAUUCGGAUGGCGUUAUGUGUCUUCUAA